This is a messenger RNA of Aspergillus ibericus CBS 121593, 1373 nucleotides long. Its product is annotated as FAD-dependent oxidoreductase. Bases 1 to 1329 code for a protein of 442 amino acids. The transcript has 2 exons. NCBI's taxonomy places the organism in Eukaryota, Fungi, Ascomycota, Eurotiomycetes, Eurotiales, Aspergillaceae. Gene Ontology annotation, molecular function: FAD binding. The record is from RefSeq and is a predicted model, not a curated record.
AUGGCUGGCCAACGCGUGUUCCGAGUAAUCGUGGUGGGCGGAGGCCCAGUGGGACUCGCAGCUGCCUACGCCCUUUACCUCGCUGGCAUUGACUUCCUGGUCCUGGAGCGCAGGUCAGCCAUCGUGGAAGACCAAGGGGCGAGCCUCAUUGUCCAUCCUCAUACCUUAUGGGUCCUCCAUCAAUUCGGUGUUCUGGGGGAGUUAUUAACCCGGGGAGUUGAACUGCAUCACCAUCUAUCGUUUACUGCCAAAGGGUACGUUUUCAAGGAGGGUACGCAAUAUGCCCAAAUGCGCAAGAACCAUGGGUCUGGACCCGUUGCUUUCCACCGGGCCGAGUUAAUCGAGAUUCUAUACAAUGGUCUCCCGCCGGCUGCCCGAGAGAAGAUCUUAACGGACAAGAAGCUCGUCGACAUAGAAAUGCAUCAGGAUGGAGUUACCGUGACGUGCGCAGAUGGGAGCACAUUCGAGGGAUCGAUCGUGAUCGGUGCCGACGGCGUCCACAGCGCAACCCGCCAGUUGAAGCGCACCCUGGCUCUCCAGACCGAUCCCGCCAGAUCCUGGGACCCCGAGCAGCCCUAUACCGCCACCUAUCAGCUUCUCUAUGGCUCAUUCCCGUCGCCGUCGCCAUCCGGACUCGGGUAUGACAUCCAGUCCCAGGACAAGGCGAUUAUGUACUUCAGCGGUCCGGAGCGCGGAUGGUUCUUCUUGUAUAAGAGGCUACCCAGCCCGACCCAAGCGCGAGCCACGUACACCGACCGAGACGUGGAAACGGUGGGCCGAGAGUUUUUCGAUUUCCCCCUGACAGGGACGGUGAAGGUUAAAGAUGCCUGGCCGCGGAUGUUCGGGGCGGGUCUGACGAACCUGGAGGAGGGGAUCGUGAAGCACUGGAGUCUCGAAAGGGUGGUGCUGGUGGGCGAUGCCUGUCACAAGUUGACCACGCAUCUGGGGCUUGGGUUCAACAACGAGGUGCAGGAUGUCGUGGUACUUUGCAACGGUCUUCGUCAGUGCGUCGCGGCAGCUGCUGCCGGGAACCCAAGUGCUGGUGCCCUCGCCGCGACGUUCGAAAAGUACCAAGCAGUUCGAAUGAGCCGUGAAUGCUCGCUGCGGGGCGAUGUGUGGAAAUCCGGCCUCGAGACCCGUAUGCAUACCUGGCAUAAUAUCUGGUACUAUAUUCUGUCGAGGUAUUUGGUUCUUCCUUCCUGGAUCGAGACGGUCGUGAUGCGGUACGUUAUGGGCCCGGAGUUUCGUAAGGGGCAGGUUUUGGAUUAUGUGUGCGCGGAAGAGCCGAUGAAAGGAGGGAUGGCCUGGUUGUAUCCCAUGCAGGCGUAGUAGCGACGACUGCUUGAUUGAGGGAGAUGAUCCCUGCGCACUGG